CCCUUAGGGUUAACACUCACACGUAUUCUGCUGUGGUCGCUGCAAAGAUGGAGCCAGAGGUAGUGGAGGCAGAGCUGGUUUUGCCUAGUUAUCUCAGUUUCAAGAAGGUUCAAAUGUAUGAGAAAUAUCCUAAAGGCCAAUCCAGAGGCAGGCACUGGAAACACCUUAAACAGAUUAUUCAGGCUGAGAAUUACCAAAAUUACCCUCCUGAGGAACCCAAUUAUGUCAAUAUUGAAUCGCCCCCCUCUAUGCAUCCCUCCAAGAAAAUUUGUGAUAUUACUGGCUUUGAGGCACCUUACUAUGAUCCUAGGACCAACCUCCGGUAUGCUAACACUGAAGUUUUCAAGAUCAUAAGAUCGCUUCCUAAUGAAUAUGUGCAGAGAUACCUAGCUUUAAGGAAUGCUCAAGUGGUUCUUAAGUAGUUCUUUUACUUUUUCAACUUCUGGAAUAUUAAAUAGGUUUACUCGUUGGACAUUAUUAAGUGAUGUCACUCAUCUAUGCAUCAUCAUCAUCAUAUUGAUCUUUUUCUGAUAUUUAGCUAGCAAAUUGCAUAAAAUCUAGUUACAUUCAAGCAAUGAUGGUGUAUGUACUAAGUAGAAACACAUCCAAUGUAAUAAAAGUUGGAGUAACUUCAUGUGGCUUGGACAGAUUGAUUCUAGUUUGACACAUUGAAUUUCUUCUGUCAGGUUUUAUAA
Messenger RNA from Arachis ipaensis, 695 nucleotides. Its product is annotated as chromatin-remodeling complex subunit. NCBI's taxonomy places the organism in Eukaryota, Viridiplantae, Streptophyta, Magnoliopsida, Fabales, Fabaceae. Gene Ontology annotation, cellular component: Ino80 complex. The record is from RefSeq and is a predicted model, not a curated record. Gene Ontology annotation, biological process: chromatin remodeling.